ACCGCUAUUCGUUCGUACACUGCUUCUCGUAGGGCCUUUUACCAAACGUCUAGCGUGAACUUGCUUUGCAAUGGGUAUAGACCGUUCAUUGGCUCCCCUUUCAUCCCUACCUCAUUCACCCAUACCCAAGUAACGGAGGCCGCCGGAGCAAAGUGUACGGUCAUACACAUGAUAUUCCCUGGUCUGCAGUUAAUGGCUUCUCACAUCAUGGUUACAUCUGCUCACCCCCUUGCCAUGCCUAGAUAUGUGGAACUGCUGUGACUCAACAGUGAUCACUGCUCCUCCCCCGUGGAAGUAAUCAUUCAUAAGAAUCGUCGUGCUUAAAGAACUCAGUCAGUGGCCAUCAGUUCUCACGAAAGCUGGAACAUCCAGUACAAACAGUUACAGCUUGGUCCUAUUCCGCGGUUACAUACGCUUACUACAUACAGCAUGUCGAUAAUGCGGGUGGCCGUCGUCGGCACCUGCAGAUUGGCGCUUCUUAUAGCCCGUGAGAUUCAUGACUCGACUAGUCAUCAGCUUGUCAUAUUGUCUCGGAUUUCGCAACCGAGCCUAUUGUCACAGGGAUAUCAAUGUCAAGUCGUCGACUACAGCAACCCAAGCUCAAUACAGCAUGCCCUGAUGGGUGUUGAUACCGUCAUAUCGACAGUCAGCGGCAACGCGCAACUCCAGCUGAUCGAAGCCGCCGUGGCAUGCAGAGUUCGCCGCUUUGCUCCCGCUGAGUUUGAAGGACGGCCAGCGUUGAGAUCCCAAUCGAUACUCGACCGCGGGCGAAACAGCGCCUUGGCACGCCUUCAUCACUACCGCAACCUCAUCGAAUACACGGUGUUCGUAUGCGGCAUAUUCUAUGAGAGGUUUUCCGUCAAUGGUAUGGUCUCGCAGCAGAUUGGCGUCAACACCGGCUACAGCAAUGAGGGGGAUUACAUUGCGAAUCCUCGAAGCAUGACCGCUUUGGCGCCGGUAUACGACUCGUCUCAGAAUCUAGCAUAUCUCAACCUCACUUCGGUGUAUGACGUUGCUCGGUUCGUCGUACGAGCAUUGAACAUGCCCUCCUGGCCACGCGAAAUGUCGAUGAGCGGAGAUAGAAUGUCCGUGAACCAGCUCAUAGAAGUGAUGCAGUUGUGUAGAGGUCGUCAAUUCUACGUCGAGUGGCAGAAUCCAUCGGGCCUGCAAUACCAAAUGACUAUGGCACAAAUGGCAGGUGACGCCCUCAAGCAACGACGUCUGGCGACUCUCAUCGAGACGGCGGAGAAUCGCUACGACUGUGCCACCCCUGCGUAUCUGAACGCGGCUUUCCCAGAUAUUCAGCCCACGAGCUUCUCGCACUGGUUCCAGCACAAUUGGGCCACUGUUCCCUAG
Molecule: messenger RNA, 1356 nt
Organism: Periconia digitata
Lineage: Eukaryota; Fungi; Ascomycota; Dothideomycetes; Pleosporales; Periconiaceae
Source: the annotation of a GenBank genome assembly